AUGCUUGCCCUCCCACCUCCACCUCCACCUCCACCUCCACUCUCACCCCCAACCACAAGGCAAAUCAAGCCAACCUCUUCUGACCAAAUUGUCACAUCAAAACAACCCAUAAACCAAUGUUCUCUGGAAUCAGAUGCACCAAAAUCUCUUACAACAAAUUCAAGGAGGAACCCAACAUUAAGACAACCUCAAUUUCAAAGGACCAACAUAGUCAUAUGGUUUGGUGCAGUGUUGUGCCUCAUAUUCAGCCUUGCACUAAUCUUCUUUGGGGUAGCAACUUUAACCAUCUACCUAGCCAUCAAACCAAGAAACCCCACAUUUGACAUCCCCAAUGCAAACCUCAAUGCAGUGUAUUUUGACUCACCAGAAUACUUCAAUGGUGACUUCACUCUCCUUGCAAAUUUGACUAACCCCAACAGGAAAAUUGAUGUGAAGUUUGAGUCUUUGGAUGUUGAGCUUUUCUUCUCAGACAGUAUCAUAUCAACACAAUCAAUCCAGUCAUUUACUCAAAGAAGAAGGGAAAGUAGGUUGCAACCAUUGCACUUCAUAUCCAGCUUGGUGUUUUUGCCUAGAGAUCUUGGUGUGAAACUUAAAAUGCAAGUGGAGAGUAACAGGGUCAACUACACUAUAAGAGGAACAUUUAAAGUGAGAGUAACUAUAGGGCUUCUACAUUUAUCUUUCUUGCUGCAUAGCAGAUGCCAGAUAGAGAUGACUGCUCCACCAGAAGGUAUCUUAAUAGCAAGGAAUUGCAUUACAAAGAGAUGA
Gastrolobium bilobum is the source of this 765-nucleotide messenger RNA. RefSeq lists its product as uncharacterized. Gene Ontology annotation, cellular component: plasma membrane. Lineage: Eukaryota; Viridiplantae; Streptophyta; Magnoliopsida; Fabales; Fabaceae. The record is from RefSeq and is a predicted model, not a curated record. Bases 1 to 765 code for a protein of 254 amino acids. The transcript has a single exon.